AUUCCAGUGCACAAGCCGAGCGAAGCAGACGGUUCACACAGCAGCCAAAGCCGAUGAAUUCGCUCAGGGAAUAAACAUCUUUAAACCUCGCGGCUGUUUCUAUAUGGGAAUAACACGUUGAUCGUUGGGCGCAUGUGAGCGUGCACAUGUCAAGCUGGGACUGUACACCAUGGUUGUGACACCGGCGCUGCUCUCUUUGCCUUUGCUCCUCUGACCACAGGAAAAAAGAGGAAACUCUCUGGAUGUGCUCGAGAAGGCUGUUACUGAUUCCUCUCCCUGACUGUUAACAAGUAUUUUGCUGGGAAAUAUUCUCCGGAUGGUGACCGCGCAGUGGACUACCUGUUUCCAGCCGAUUCGCUCAAUGUGCGUGAGGACUGGAAGACUUGAACCGGGUGCGUUUUCUCUGGUUUAACGAGGCACGUUGGAAAUCACUGAAGGGCUGCAAUAUUGACACAUUUUAUACCCGGGGUGUUAUUUCCUCUCAUCUCUCACCUUCACCUGUUUUUGGUGAACGUGGCUAACACUGGCUCUGGAGACUUGACGCAUCUGGGACUGGGACAAGCACUGGGACGGGACUGGGUGCGUGGACAGUCGGAUCAUCCAGGAUUGUAUUCCCUCUUCACUCUCUCUCUCGUGGGUCUAUUUACAUGUCCGACCUGACCACUUUAUGACAAUGGAUUACUUUCUGCUUUUAUGCAGCCUCUUGCUGCCUGUGGUGUCUGCCGUUGAAGAGACGCUGAUGGACACAAGGUGGGCCACAACAGAAUUAGCCUGGACUGCGCACCCUGAGACCGGGUGGGAAGAGGUGAGUGGUUACGAUGAUGCCAUGAACCCUAUCCGGACUUACCAAGUCUGCAAUGUACGUGAAGUCAAUCAGAACAACUGGCUACGCAGUGAUUUCAUCCCACGAAAGGAUGUGCUGCGCAUGUAUGUGGAGAUGAAAUUCACAGUGCGAGACUGCAACAGCAUCCCCAAUAUCCCAGGUUCCUGCAAAGAGACCUUCAACUUCUUCUACUAUGAGUCAGACUCAGACUCUGCCACAGCCACCAGCCCUUUCUGGAUGGAGAACCCAUAUGUGAAAGUGGACACUAUUGCUCCAGACCAGAGCUUUUCUAUGCUCGACACUGGAAGUGUAAACACAAAAGUCCGAAGUUUCGGGCCACUGUCCAAAGCUGGGUUCUAUUUGGCCUUCCAGGACCUUGGUGCUUGCAUGUCACUCAUCUCAGUGAGGGUGUUUUAUAAGAAGUGCUCCACCACAAUUGCCAACUUUGCCGUUUUCCCAGAGACAGCAACUGGGGCUGAGGCCACAUCCUUGGUUAUUGCACCAGGAACUUGUGUCCCCAAUGCCCUGGAGGUGUCCGUACCACUGAAGCUUUAUUGUAAUGGAGAUGGAGAGUGGAUGGUUCCUGUAGGAGCCUGCACCUGCUCAGCUGGUUUUGAACCAGCAAUUAAAGAUACCCAGUGUCAAGCUUGCAGCCCUGGCACCUUCAAGUCCAAACAGGGAGACAGCUUCUGCUUGCCUUGUCCAGUCAACAGCCGUGCCACCUCAGGAGCAGCCAAUGUUUGCUCCUGUCGAAACGGUUACUACCGCUCAGACACUGAUUCUCCAGAGUCCCCCUGCACCACUGUUCCCUCUGCACCACGUAGUGUGAUCUCCAUUGUGAACGAAACCUCUCUCGUGCUAGAAUGGAGUGAGCCACGUGACUUGGGUGGUCGUGACGACAUCUUCUACAAUGUCAUCUGUAAGAAGUGCCUGCCUGAGCGGGGAAUGUGCUCACGGUGUGAUGACAAUGUUGACAUCUCACCACGCCACCUGGGCCUAACCCAGCGCCGCGUGGCAGUCCGUAACCUACAAGCCCACACACAGUACAGCUUCGAGAUCCAGGCAGUCAACGGUGUUUCCAACAAGAGUCCCUACACACCUCAGUUCUCUGCAGUGAACAUCACCACAAAUCAGGCUGCUCCAUCUGCAGUGCCUACAGUUCACCUAAUGGCGGCCACAGCGAGCACCAUGAGCCUGUCCUGGCUGCCUCCAGAGAAACCCAAUGGAAUAAUUCUGGAUUAUGAGAUUAAGUACCAUGAGAAGGAUCAGGGUGAGGCCAUUGCCCAUACUAUGACUGCCCAACGGAGCAAUGCCCGCAUUGAAGGUCUCAAAGCCGGUACGCCUUAUGUGGUCCAGGUCCGUGCCAGAACAGUGGCUGGUUAUGGUCGUUACAGCAGCCCAGCUGACUUCAGCACCAACCUGCAAAACCAACUGACCCUUGCUGUUGUGGUCAUCGCUAUCGUCUGCCUCAGAAAGCAGAGAAAUGGUUCAGAGUCAGAGUACACAGAGAAACUGCAGCAGUACAUAACACCUGGAAUGAAGGUCUACAUUGACCCCUUCACUUAUGAGGACCCCAAUGAGGCAGUGCGCGAGUUUGCCAAGGAGAUCGACGUCUCCUGUGUGAAGAUCGAGGAGGUCAUUGGCGCAGGAGAGUUUGGGGAGGUGUGUCGUGGACGUCUCAAGCUGCCUGGGCGUCGGGAGAUCAUCGUAGCCAUCAAGACUCUCAAAGUGGGCUACACUGACCGCCAGAGGCGAGACUUUCUGUCUGAGGCUUCCAUCAUGGGCCAGUUCGACCACCCCAACAUUAUCCGUCUGGAAGGUGUGGUCACCAAAAGCCGGCCAGUGAUGAUUGUGACUGAGUUCAUGGAGAAUGGGGCACUGGACUCUUUCCUAAGGCUCAAUGACGGGCAGUUCACGGUGAUCCAGCUGGUUGGCAUGCUGCGUGGAAUCGCAGCAGGCAUGAAGUACCUAUCAGACAUGAACUACGUGCACAGAGACUUGGCUGCCCGUAACAUCUUGGUCAACAGUAAUCUGGUGUGUAAGGUGUCUGACUUUGGCCUGUCUCGGUUCCUUGAAGAUGACCCUACAGACCCCACCUACACCAGCUCCCUGGGAGGGAAGAUUCCUAUUCGCUGGACAGCUCCUGAGGCAAUUGCCUACAGGAAGUUCACCUCAGCCAGUGAUGUGUGGAGCUACGGCAUUGUCAUGUGGGAGGUGAUGUCGUACGGUGAGCGGCCGUACUGGGACAUGAGCAAUCAAGAUGUGAUAAAUGCUGUGGAGCAGGACUAUCGGCUGCCUCCACCCAUGGACUGCCCCACAGCUCUGCAUCAACUCAUGCUGGACUGCUGGGUAAAAGAGAGAAACUUGCGACCCAAAUUCGCCCAGAUUGUGGCCACGCUGGAUAAGCUUAUCCGCAAUGCUGCCAGCCUCAAGGUCGUCACCAACAGCACACAGUCCACUGGGGUAUCCCAGCCCUUGCUUGACCGCUGUGUGCCAGACUAUACCACUUUCACCACUGUGGGGGACUGGCUGGAUGCCAUCAAGAUGAGCCGUUACCGUGACAACUUCAUCAAUGCCGGAUUCGCUUCCUUUGACCUGGUGGCCCAGAUGACAGCAGAGGACUUGCUGCGGAUAGGGGUGACAUUGGCUGGCCAUCAAAAGAAGAUUCUUGGUAGCAUUCAGGACAUGAGACUACAGAUGAACCAAACGCUUCCUGUCCAGGUGUGAGUGACAGGACACACAGACCCAUGCAGUCAAAGGACAGCCAAACAGGAAAAGGGGGAAAAACUGUGCCAGAGGGAGCCACUGGAAAACCCUAGCUGCCUGACCCAUCUCUGACAAUUAGAUGCUGUGGAACUGGCUUGCAGUGCCUCUGAUUUAUUUUUUUUCUUUAUUUCAUCACCACUUCUAUUUCCUGCUCCUGCUUUUCUGUUACUUGUCAUUGUUGCUUUUUCCAUCCAAUCAGAAUUUGUGUGUUUUUGGAAGAGGAGAAAGAACUAACCUCCUUAUACCCCGUGCGUGCCUCACCAGCUCUGGUGUGAGCUGUGGUUUGCAUGCAUAUGUGUUUUAGUGAUAUUGACCUUAGCUCUGUAACUGAAAUAUCACAUUUUGUUCCUGAUGCAAGAACCCCUUCCAUUGACCCCUCAGCCCAGCUCUAAUGGAUAUAAUACAUAGUAAAGAAUGGACACCCUCAUAUGGAAAAAAGUGAACCAGUGUUCACACAUAUAAGAAACAAAAUACAGUGGUGUUUCAGGUACAUAAGAUAGAGGACAAUUCUUUCCCUGAUAGAGGUUGUUUUAACAUGUAUGUGUUGUUCUCCAUCUUCAUAUUGAAGGUGUUAUCUAAAGGGCACUUGCUGGAGAAAGAAAUGUAACAGGUUGAGGUCAAAGGUGAGGAGGAUGGCAGGAAGUGGACAAAGGAGAGCAGUUACAUUUUUGGACACUUGUUGUGGCAGUUGAAUCCACACUAGGUCAGCGGAUGACCUCUUCAUUUGACCUGAAGUGACUCAGGAUAGUUUUGCAGCUUGGAGUCACCUGCUCAUCAAAUGUGUUUUUACACAAAAAAUUGCUUUGUUUUUGUUUGUCCACAUUACAUGUUUUUUAAAGUUCUUCUCUUUUUUUGGCUUUCAUACACAUUUCUAUGAGAUUUUUGGUUUCAAAAUGGCCUGGUCAAUGCUAAGUACCCCCACUGGACACUUUAUGCGAUAAAGGGGAAACAAGGACUGUGACAACACUACAGAAAGACCACUUGGCCUUUUGUGUGUGCGUGUACAUGGGUGACAGUGUACGUGUGUUUAAGCGUGCCUGGUUGCGUGGAUGUAUCAAGUUGCACACAAGUAUACUGUACAAUACAGCUUCCGCUAUUUGCCACCAUGGAGAAUUAACGCAUGAACUGAAUCAUGACAAGGAGCAAAUAUAUCUGAAACAAUUAUGCUAUAUUCUGUGGACAGCUGUUAAACCUUUUUUAUUGAAUCCAAAAAAUGAACUUUGGACAUAAACACACACACACACACACACACACACAUACACACAUAUAUAUAUAAAAUUAUAUAUAUAUAUAUAUAUGCAUCACGCAGAAACUGAGAGAAACCAUGAUGGACACUUUACUUUCUACUUACUAUUAUCUGGAGUUAGAAUUAAUCAAAAAUCUUGUUUUAAUUUCUUGACAUCCUGCCCUGUGUAUUUAUUUGUACCUCGCCCCCCCAACACUCACUCCCCACCAGUACCCAGAUGGACUAUAGGCCAUGUAGGGCAGUGGACUUGGAACAAUCAGAAGGAAGAGAAACUCCAAGAGGAUUCACCCAAUGAAUUUAUGAUGAUUAAACAAACAAAAAAAAAAGCAUAUAAAUUGGAUAUUGUAUUUUUGUUGUUGUUCUAAACAGCCUGUAAAUGUUUUGUAACAAAAAUAUGCUAAAUAACAAAAGAAAAAUUGUGUUUUGACAAAAUGGAAGUGUUGUUGUGAAAUGCUUGAUUCAGAGUGAGAUUAACCAAAUCAGAGAGGAAGAGAGUGAAGAGGGGAACGUCAGAAGGGAGACAUGUGGGUAGACAGCUGCUAAUAACAUGCCACCCUUUUACUCUUUGUCCAUUGUAGUCAGUGUAAGUGUGUUCCAGUUUGUGUGUACCACCUGAACUGGAUACUGAGCUUCGCAGAUACAUUCUCAUUCUCAGCAUUUGUGAAGCACCGAGCUGUUGCUAAUUAUUUUCCAGGAACAUUCUUUUUCAAUUCAAAACCUCCUGCAAACCGUUCAAAUGCAACUCUAUAAUUUACUUAUGUUUUAUUUGACUUAUUUGCCAUCACCUCCACCAGUGGGAUUCACCCAGCCCUUCUUAUGCAGGACUCUUAAGGAGCCAUUAGAGAGACGAUCCAGAGAUGAUUCAGCCGACCUGCCAAUCAUUUCAAUCGCCCCAGAAGCGGAGCCCCAUCACUGGACCUACAGUUUGCCCUCUCUCAGCAUCAGGAUCCUCAUCAGAGAGCCCAGAGCUGUCACUAAAAAACCUAUUAGUCUUUAUCUGUCAGGUUGAUUAAUACAAUGGCCAAUCUGGCAGUGCAAGGAUAUGGACACGCAGUGAGGACAGACAUAUGGUGAGCUGACCUACCAUUAUCUCUCUUCAUUUCCUGUCUGGCCUGCAAUCAUCCUGUCUCAGCUCAGGCUGCUGCAUUAUUAGUACAGUGCCGGAUCAACAGCCCUGGAAUGUAGACAGUCAAAAUCUGCAGGCCCCCUCAUUCUAAAUGAUAGCAGCUGUGUCAAGGAGACCAUACAAUUUGCACUUCCCACAAAAGGGUGUUUGAAGGUAGUGGAUUAAGGGACGGGGCAGCAUCAGUGGUGUGAUCUUCCAGACAGUCUCCAUUGUUUGGGUUGGAGCUGAUCAACGCAAUAUGUGAAUAUUAUUAGUUAAGUGUGUAAUUAUAGCAUGAUGUUAGUGGACAUGCGGUGUGUCUUGCCAUAUUAGUUUUGUCAGCUUCCCUUCGAAUCUCUUCAAAAGCCAUGGAGAAUAUUAUGCAAGACAAUGUGUUUCUUAUUUUAUAUUGUUUCAUCUUAUUCCACACCAGUGCUAGUACACACUGUAAAGGGCUUACUAACCUGAAACAGUUGUGGUGCAUAGUCAAGUUGUAAUUUAGCAGUUGCUUAAACUACACAGGAAAUAAGUCUCAAAUUUUUUGAAUGACUCCCAUUAAAGUGUCAGGCCUGAUUUGUGAUGUGAUGGAUCAGAAGUGCUGGUUUCAACAAGAUUUGCUAAUAUAAUGAGAACGUGUUGAAAGUACCUGUUAGAUGAGCAAACCUUUUUUUAUAUCAUUCUGCAGAAUUGUUUUGUUUCUCCAAAGUAAAAUAGCAUUUUGAUUGAAAAUUGAAGCGAUGGAAUGGAAGAAUUAAUGCAAACAAAAGCCCACUUUGCUCUACAUUUCCUGGUAAAAUGUUACCCCCUCUUCCUCCACUCGGUUCAGUCUGUCAAUCAGCUGCAAACUUGCACGUGGCACCAAACAUGACACAGUUGAUGAGCAUAAAAAUAGAUUAAGUGGGACAUAUCAGGACUAAACACAAUCAGAUGGCAGACAUGCCCACUCAUAAAAAUUGGCAGCACUUUGGAGGUUGCACGAACUAUUGAUGUGCUGAGGUCUGAAGUUAUGUCCACCAAAGUCACCCAGGUGUGAGUGAUGAGCUCAACUGGCACUCUUGCACAUCUUAAAGUGAUUAACCUACCACCACAUCAACUGCAACAAUUAAUCUUUAAGUGAGUUUUCACACAUUUGUGGCAGGGUUUAAUAUUUAGCAUUCACAGAGAGGAAAAGGACUUGCUCUCAUGUGUUUUUUGUUCACUCCCCUGACUGCAGACUGUUGAAAUUAUAAUGGACUGUUUGUCUGUGUGUGGAAUAAAAGGAUUGUUAUUGUAUACAGAAACAUUUUGAUCAGCAGACUCUAGGCUUUGUCGGAUGUGAUUACCUCUUUGUGUGCCAAGUAGCCCGGCCUUCCUCCCCACUUUCUUUC
Monopterus albus (swamp eel) is the source of this 7307-nucleotide messenger RNA. RefSeq names its product eph receptor B3b (gene ephb3b). NCBI's taxonomy places the organism in Eukaryota, Metazoa, Chordata, Actinopteri, Synbranchiformes, Synbranchidae. The transcript is spliced from 17 exons. Gene Ontology annotation, cellular component: plasma membrane; dendrite. The record is from RefSeq and is a predicted model, not a curated record. Gene Ontology annotation, biological process: protein phosphorylation; ephrin receptor signaling pathway; axon guidance. The coding region runs from base 668 to 3550 and encodes 960 amino acids. Gene Ontology annotation, molecular function: transmembrane-ephrin receptor activity; ATP binding; protein binding.